This is a messenger RNA of Parnassius apollo (apollo), 492 nucleotides long. NCBI's taxonomy places the organism in Eukaryota, Metazoa, Arthropoda, Insecta, Lepidoptera, Papilionidae. The record is from the annotation of a GenBank genome assembly.
AUGACGUGCAAAGGGUUCAAAAAAUUUUUAGAAAACCUUCAACUAAAUGAUAAUUCCAAAGCUCCUGCUAAAACAAGUAAUGAAUAUGACAAACUAUAUAAAGUUCGGCCUGUCUUGGAAAUGUUGAACAAUGCUUGUCAAAGAGAAGCUAAACGAACAACCUCCCAAUUCAUAGACGAAGCAAUGAUACGAUUCAAGGGUGUAUCAUCUUUGAAACAAUAUAUGCCUGCCAAACCUAUCAAAAGGGGAUUCAAGGAUGUUAACUUCGAGAGCUCUCUGGUGCAAAAGCAGCAACAGCUAGAGAUUGAAAGUAAACCACCAGAACUUGUAGACGUACAUGCUUCUGAGCUUUGCAUAUCUCAUACUGCACCUACAAGUACACCAGAGUCAUAUCCCACACUAGCAGUUUCUGUUGCACCUGCAAACAACAAAGAAGAUAACGCAGUCAACGUGCCCGUUUUAUUCAAGAAGAAACAAAAAGGCCUUGGUUAA